Messenger RNA from Fimicolochytrium jonesii, 999 nucleotides. RefSeq lists its product as uncharacterized. NCBI's taxonomy places the organism in Eukaryota, Fungi, Chytridiomycota, Chytridiomycetes, Spizellomycetales, Powellomycetaceae. Gene Ontology annotation, cellular component: Golgi apparatus. Gene Ontology annotation, biological process: protein O-linked glycosylation via mannose. The coding region runs from base 1 to 999 and encodes 332 amino acids. The transcript has a single exon. Gene Ontology annotation, molecular function: ribitol beta-1,4-xylosyltransferase activity. The record is from RefSeq and is a predicted model, not a curated record.
AUGACGACGGGGACGAACACGAGACUGUCAGCGACAGGAUUUCCUGACUUCCUCCAGAACCCUGAACCUGCACAAAACGGCAGAAGGGCUCUUCAUCUGAUUUUCCAGAUGAAUGCUCUCCCGAUUGAAGCGGGAGGACGUAUCUACGAGCUUGAUUGGAUCUAUUCGGUCGUAUGUGCUGGACUGAAUCGACCCGUGCACCUCCAUCUGGAAAGCAACGUCAAGAUGAACGAUUCGCUGACCGUUCUCUUAUUCGAUCCGCCUACACCAGAUUGGUUUUUGGACAUGAGGAAUGAAGGAAUAGUAAAUUUUGGAGCCCUCCAUAUGGGUGACGAGACAUUUUCGCUAAACCGGGAUUGGUAUUCGGCUGGUCCCGACUACAUUUUCCGCAACUACUACAAUGGUGAAAUCUCCCAGCAGGGACCGGCUGUGCAUUACCUUCCUUUGGGAAUGAAAUCAGGCUUCGGCACAAUACCUGCUUCCAUGCUUCCUCGAGCGGAUACACGAAAGUAUCUUUGUAACUUCAUCGGCAGCAAGAGAGGAAACAGACAGGAGAUGCUGACUGUAGUGGAGCAAAGCGGAUUAGCAUGCUUCAUAUCGGCUGACAAGCAGUGGGCAGACCCUCAGGCGUUGCAUGUGAUCACGUAUCGAAACCUACUGGUGGAAUCCGUUUUCACCCUAGCACCACAUGGAAAUAAUCCUGAGUCGCUGCGGUUGUAUGAGGCACUUGAGGCGGGCUCUAUUCCGAUCGUUCAGUCCGUAGCGGAUCGAAAUAUGGAUUUCUUAGGCAUUGGACUAGGUCCGAAUCCCAUCCCUACGGUCGCGCACUGGAGCGAACUGCCGGAACUUAUUCACAAUCUCACCGCCAGCCCUGAGAAGUUGUUAACACUUCAAAGAGAUGUGAUAUCCUGGUGGCAACACCGGAAACGAGGAAUUCAGGCGAUGGUCCGAUCGAUCGUGGAUUCUUCGUUUGAGCGGGUACAUGGUGAUGGAGCAUAA